AUGUCGUACGACCGCUACGUUGCCAUCUGCAAACCCCUGCACUACGGGACCCUCCUGGGCAGCAGAGCUUGUGUCCACAUGGCAGCAGCUGCCUGGGCCACUGGGUUUCUCACUGCUCUGCUGCACACGGCCAAUACAUUUUCACUGCCCCUGUGCAAGGGCAAUGCCCUGGGCCAGUUCUUCUGUGAAAUCCCCCAGAUCCUCAAGCUCUCCUGCUCACACUCCUACUUCAGGGAAGCUGGGCUUCUUGUGGUUAGUAUAUUAGUAGUAUUUGGGUGUUUUGUGUUCAUUGUGGUGUCCUAUGUGCAGAUCUUCAGGGCCGUGCUGAGGAUCCCCUCUGAGCAGGGACGGCACAAAGCCUUUUCCACCUGCCUCCCUCACCUGGCCGUGGUCUCCCUGUUUGUCAGCACUGGUGUGUUUGCUGACCUGAAGCCCCCCUCUAUGUCCUCCCCAUCCCGGGACCUGGUGGUGUCAGUUCUGUACUCGGUGGUGCCUCCAGAACAACUCCAGUGGCCCAGUGAGAUUCAUCUCAGCUGCUGGGACGGCUCAUCGCAAGUGCUCCUGUCUGCUACAUCACCCUUGCCCAUGAUUCUGGAUUGUGCUUUCCAAAGUGACAGCAAAAUCAGAGAAGUCCUGAGGUCCUUGGGGAAGGAAGAUGUCAAGCCCAUCUUCAAGAAGGGCCUGAAGGAAGAUUUGAAGAACUAA
This is a messenger RNA of Columba livia (rock pigeon), 705 nucleotides long. Its product is annotated as olfactory receptor 14J1-like. The transcript is spliced from 2 exons. Gene Ontology annotation, biological process: G protein-coupled receptor signaling pathway. The coding region runs from base 1 to 705 and encodes 234 amino acids. Gene Ontology annotation, cellular component: membrane. Gene Ontology annotation, molecular function: olfactory receptor activity; odorant binding. NCBI's taxonomy places the organism in Eukaryota, Metazoa, Chordata, Aves, Columbiformes, Columbidae. The record is from RefSeq and is a predicted model, not a curated record.